Schistosoma mattheei is the source of this 1200-nucleotide messenger RNA. Lineage: Eukaryota; Metazoa; Platyhelminthes; Trematoda; Strigeidida; Schistosomatidae. The record is from the annotation of a GenBank genome assembly.
AUGAGCCAGCGUCGGAUACUACAAGACUUUGAGCAGUAUCAAAAGUCUAGAACUAAAUUUGUACAAACCGUCGCCGAGCUUGCUGUCCAGCCACAAAAUAUUGAUGUUCUACAAAAUUUAGGAGUAUUAUCUUUGUUGAGACCACUUUUACUUGAUACGGUACCCACAAUUCAACAAACUGCGGCUAUCGCACUAGGACGUCUAGCUAAUCAUCGAAAAGAUUUAGCUGAAGUUAUUGUUAAAGGUGAUAUCCUACCUCAACUUGUUUAUUCUCUAGCUCAACAGAACAGAUUUUAUAAAAGAGCUGCCGCAUUUGUACUGAAGUCGAUUGCCAAACACUCCGCUGAACUUUCACAAAGUAUCGUAGACUGUGGAGCUUUGGAUGCACUCACUGUUUGUUUGGAGGAAUUCGAUCCAGCUGUAAAAGAGGGUGCUGCAUGUGCAAUUGGAUGUAUAGCCAAACACUCAGCUGAGCUCUCUCAGGCGGUCGUAGAUGCUGGUGCUAUUCCACUGCUUGUGUUAUGCAUUCAAGAACCCGAAAUAAGUCUUAAAAGAGCAACUGCAUGUACACUAGCCGAAAUAACAAAACAUACAGCUGAUCUUGCCCAAUCGGUUGUUGACGGUGGAGCAAUCGCUCAUCUCGCACAGCUUGUACUAAAUCAAGAUUCACUACUUAAGGGGGUUUCACAAUUAAAAUGUGUACUCAUAAAGGAAUCGAGCGAGGAGAUACAGGCUGCCGCAGCGUGGGCGCUUGGUCAGAUUGGUCGCCAUUCCCCUGAACAUGCGAAAGCCAUAGCUCAAGCCGACGUACUGCAAAAUCUGUUGGAUUGCUAUCUAAAACAAAAUGCUUCAGAGGAUCUUAAAACAAAGACCAAAAAGGCACUGAAGCUAAUAAUUCAGAAGUGUAUUAAUUUAGAAGCACUAGAACCUUUAUUGCAAAAAGCACCUCCAAGUAUCUUGAAACAUGCAGUUGCGCAGUUUAGCAAAGUUCUGCCACAUGAUAGCAGAGCACGUCGGUGGUUUGUGGCAUCUGGGGGUCUUAAAAAAAUACAGGAGCUAAAGGACGACAACGAAGGCUUGCUGUCGGAGUACAUUAAUGCUAUAAACAACUGCUAUCCAGAAGAGGUUGUACGUUACUACUCCCCAGGUUAUGCCGAAACAUUAAUGGAGCGUGUAGAAGCAUACCAAAUACCGAUUUGA